Suncus etruscus (white-toothed pygmy shrew) is the source of this 472-nucleotide messenger RNA. Its product is annotated as cytochrome c oxidase assembly protein COX20, mitochondrial. Gene Ontology annotation, cellular component: mitochondrion; mitochondrial inner membrane. Gene Ontology annotation, biological process: mitochondrial respiratory chain complex IV assembly. NCBI's taxonomy places the organism in Eukaryota, Metazoa, Chordata, Mammalia, Eulipotyphla, Soricidae. The transcript has 4 exons. The record is from RefSeq and is a predicted model, not a curated record. Bases 14 to 358 code for a protein of 114 amino acids.
GCCGACUCGUGCCAUGGCCGCCGCGGAGGAGCCCAGCGAGCCCGGGAAGCGGAAGCCUUUUAAACUCCUAGGAAUUUUAGAUGUUGAAAAUACCCCCUGUGCACGGGAUUCAUUAUUAUACGGUUCACUGGGAUCUGUUGUGACCGGCUUUGGACACUUUUUAUUAACUAGUAGAAUUAAAAGAUCAUGUGAUGUUGGUUUAGGAGGAUUUAUCUUGGUUACUUUAGGAUGCUGGUUCCACUGUAGAUAUAACUAUGCAAAACAAAGAAUUCAGGAAAGAAUCGCCAGAGAAGGAAUUAAAAACAAGAUUUUAUAUGAGAAUACCCACCUUGAUCCUGAGAGAAAACCAAACAACUGAUGAAUGUUGGACACAGAAAACCCAUAUGAAAUCCACUCAAGUUCAGCAUGGAGUGCUUUAAUGUUAAGAACCUCGUGUAUCAUAAGGCUUUCUCAAUAAAACAAAAUGAAACCA